Messenger RNA from Symbiodinium sp. CCMP2592, 6111 nucleotides. The record is from the annotation of a GenBank genome assembly. NCBI's taxonomy places the organism in Eukaryota, Dinophyceae, Suessiales, Symbiodiniaceae.
AUGAGCAGCCGCUCUUCUGUGGACGAACUUGUGGUUCAUUUCCGCGGUUUGCGAAUUGCAGUCUCUGGGACUGCUGCUGCUCCGGGCCCGGAUUCGCCCGAACCCUCGCCGACUGGCUCCUUCACCUUGGUGGAGGCCCCUACUUCAAGCUCCCAGGCUGUUUCUGGACCCCUUGCUGGGGAAGCGCCGCCGCUUCCCGAGGAGCUCAACGCGCCUUCGGCUGCUGAGGAUUUUCUGGAAGCGACUUCUCCAGCGGAGCUGGAGGGAUUGCGUCUGGGCCCUUUCUGUCGGCUGGGCCGUGGGCUUGGUGUUGUGGGAUCUUGGACACAGCGGGCAAGGAUAGCUCGCGCCUAUCGCGCUGGCCUUUCUGCUGGCGCCAGACUGCGCGGUGAGCGGGACUGGAUCGUUUCAAGUCCGGCCCUGCCACUGCGGAAUCGGAUCUACAUUGUCCUCCGCUGCGAUUCUCAGCCCGAGGGCUUUGUGACAGAGCGCUUCAGGACUUUUGAGCUUUACGUGCGGCGCGAUCGGCAAGGUCGCUUGGAGCCGUGGUGUAUUUGCCACGGCUUUGCCUCUCGCUCGGAAGUCGUUCGUCUUCUGACGGACGCCCCUGCUGGGCGGCCGCUUCCUCUGGUGUACUUAGUCGACGACGACAGCUCUCCUCAGACCCGGAUCACAGCCUUCUUGCUGAAACACCGAGCUGGAGGUUUUAUGGUCGCGCUGCCCCACACUGCUCAGGUUCACGAGCUGGUCAGCGGUUUUUCCACAGAGGCUGGGGACACCCCACUGGGCUUCACCGAGGUCGACAUCGAUUGCGAGACUCCGCGUCGCAGGCCCGUCGGGGAGGUGAGCUUGAUUUUUGUGGACGUGCCGUGGGACUGGCUGAGCUACUUCAGGAAGGGGUCUGCUUUGAGGUCCAGUCCUUUGGCCUUGGUUUCCAUACAGUCUGGCGGCGCCGUGGUGCGUCCCGUGGCCUCUGCUGCCCUUACCGCGGCGGACGCUUGGAUCACCGCUGCAGCUGCAGAGCCGGAUCUGCAGGAGUCUAUGGCAGAGUACGCUACAGCCGCCGAGGGAGCCGAAGAGGCCGAGGAAUUCGAGGGCGACGAGGAGGACGAAGGCUCUCACGUUGCCGAGCUGCUCGAGGUUCGGCCGCCACUGGGCGGCGUGGUGCUCGCGACCUUUUUCCGGAUUGCUCAGCACGAGCGUGCACCCCGAGAGGCCGGCGUGGCCCAGGCGGAUGGAUUGCUCGCCGAGCUCGACGCCGAGGCUGCUCAGGACGAACUGGCCGUGACGGGGGCGGAUCCUUUGCUGCAACGUCUCUUGAUCAUUCAGACCCGGAUGCUGGGACAGUUGGCUGCUUCGAAACCGCAGGGGCCGCUCGAGAGUGCAUUGGCUUCCGGCGGGGGCAAAGAAGAAGGCAACUUGAAUGCGCGCGGCAGCGCGGCCAGGGACGCUUUCGUCAAGAUCCUCAAGGACCACUCUCAGGUGGCUUCUCAGAUCCGCCGGCUGGUGGCCGAAGAUGUGGGCGAGUCGAUCGAGGAUCCGCCCCACAGCCUUAUGCGGCGUUACAUCGAAAGGAGGUGCCCCCUGGGAGACCAUCGAACGCUCGGUCUCAUCGGGACCUUUGCAGCUCAGGCAUGGCAGGCUUCGAGAGAGUCCGGGAACCUGGAGCUCGAGGCAUGGAUGGCUCGAUUGAUCCUCUUCGUGGACCAGGCCGGGACCGAGAGUGGCAGAACGCAGCUAGCCUGGCUGCUCACUGGGCUCCCGGAACCGUCAUGGAGCACCAUGAUGCGAAAGAAGGCCGGCAUCAAGCCGUUUGCGAAAAGCUGCCCGUGGGCUUCGGCCAACUUAGCUUACCUUCGGGAGAUGGACUGGCUUGCGACUCGAAUGAACACGGGCCCGGGGAACACGAAGGAUCAGGGGAAGGACGGCGAGCUCGCCGAGGACGAUGCAGUUCCCGGCCGCCCGCCGAGAAGGCGAUUUGUGGCCGGUCCCGAUGCCCACACGGGCUCGAUGGACGGCUCAAUCCUCCUGCUCCCUUGGGCCACACCGCACUCUGUGGUUGACACGUUGGAGCGGCACUCCCUGCAUUUCUUGCGGGCCGGGCGCUUCAGUGCAUCUUCUUUGGGACGCAGUGCCGAAAAAUUUGACCUUUUAUUGCGCAUGGCCUUGGAACUGCCUCAGUGUGACACCCGUUGCCCUGUGGAUGUGGACCGCAUGCUCAGCCAAUUUGUUUCUGCAUUGCAUGCUGAUUGGGACUCGUACUCCCGGCCUCGUGCCCCCAAAGCUCCUCAAACUUCUGCAUCGUCUCAGGCUGCGGCUUCGGAAGAGGCCGGGGGUGGUGCUUCUGAAUCGGGUGCUCUUGGGUCGUGCGCUCUUGGGCCCGGGCUGUCGAGCAAGAAAGUGAUUGCUGACCGGAUUAAGUGGACCCUGCCGCCUAGCUUCGAUCCUCGGCCCUUCUUGUCGGAUCCGGCUGCUAGGAUGCUCUAUGAUGAUCCUAAUGCUUUCAGGCUGCCUGCUUCUGCUUGGCCACGCCUGCCUCGUGCACAGGUUCAUUGCUCCAGGAACGAAUUGCUCAAGCUUGCUGCCAAGUGGGACGAGCACCAGGCACUUCGGCUCGUUCCGUGUGAUCAAGUUCCAUUUCAUGAGACUGUGGGUUGCUUUAGUGUAAGCAAGGACAGUGCGUGUGAUAGGUUCAUCCUUAACCCUGUUGUGGCUAACUCCCGCACCCACGGCCUUAGUCAUUUCACAAAGCUUCUUGCACCUGGUGCUUUGCUAGCUUUGGCUCACUUGCCUUCCGAUAGGCACAUGCUCCGGUUCAAUUGUGACGAUCUUUCGGAAAUGUAUUACACGUUUCUAGUUUCUUCGAAAAGGGCUGAACGUAGCAGCCUUGGGAUUCCUUUCUCCCCUUGGGAACUUCAGCAUUUCAGCGUUUUCGAUUCAAAACUUCACAAUAAACCUUGCUAUGUCGCCCUCGGGGCCUUGGCUAUGGGUGACUGUCACGCUGUCGAAUUCGCACAGCAAAGCCACUUCAAUGUGUUAUCCACGCUCGCUUGCAGCAUGAGGCCUUAUGAGUAUGCCGCAUACAGGCGUCCGUAUCCCCGCAGUGCUUGCGCCGAACUCCUUGCCAUAGACGAUCAUCUUACAGCUCAGCUUUGCACUCGUGAGGAACACCGGCUUGGUCGCGAGCUCCGAGAUACUGCUAUCUUCAAUGGUGCCGAACGUGCUUAUCCUUCCGUGGGGCUUGUGCAACACCCGCGCAAACGGCAAAGGAAUGUAGUUGCUGGGACUUUUCUCGGCGCUGACAUUGAUGGCUUGGCGGGCCUUGUGUCUGCCCCUCGGCACCGCAUUGGAGUGCUUAUGAGGAUUACCUGUACCGUGGCUAGGAAGGGCUGCUGUUCGGCUGAUUUGCUGUCUUCGCUUUGGGGGCUUUGGAUCCACGUGCUUCUUUUCCGUCGCCCCGCUUUGGCGAUCUUGCAAGCCGUAUUUUCGGACGCUCGCCGGGAGCCUCGGACCUCUGUGUUUCAGCUGCAGCGGGAGUCCAUCAACGAGCUCUUUGCUUUGUGCGCCUUGGCGCCUUUGCUGCAAUCCGACUUGCGAGUCGAUUACCCCGGCCUCUUGUUCUGCAUGGAUGCUUCGCCUACGGGUGCCGGCUUGUGCUCUGCUGUGCUGCCUAGCGCGACAGUGAAAGAACUUUGGCGUUUUUCUGAGCAGAAAGGUUUCUACACCAAGUUGCUUGAGCCCGCUGGGGCUAUUCUUGCCAGCUCUGGUCUUGACGAUGAUCCCGGCAUCAGCUUUGCUUCUGCCUUGGGCCCCGCUACGGCCUCCGGUUUUGCCUUCGGUUUGGAGCCAUUGCCGCUCCGACCUGCUGUGCUCAAGACUGCUGGUUGUUUGCACCUUUUUGGCACCGGCCCUGGUUGGCGUGAUGCUCACCUCGCUGCUGGCCUUCAGGAUGUUUCGCUUCGCGACUUCGGCCUUACGGAGCAGCUCUGCUUUGCUGAUCUUGCCUCUGACGCGGUUUUUCACAGCUUGCGCGCUCUCUUCGCUGAGGGCGUCUUGUUUGACCUUCACCUGCCGGUCUUGAAAGUGCUUCUUCAGCUGCCCGCUUGGCUCGACGCUGUCUCCUUCGGUGUCUACUUCAGUGUUGAGCAGCCCCUUGAAAGCCGCUUGUUCCGGUUUCAUUGUUUUCGGAACCUUGUCGGCGUUGGUGCUGUUCUUUCCUACGUCUGCACCUGUGAUUUCGGCGCACCGUUCAAGCGAUCAGUCGCGCUGUUGCACAACAAGCCUUGGCUUGUGGGUUUAGGUCGCUCCCCCGGUGUCUGUCACUGCCCGGCGUCUUCGCCUCACUUCUCUGCUGUUGGCUUCUUUUGUUCAGCCAGCUUGCAAGAGUUUGAAGCUCGGUGCACUCCUUCAGCUCUGGCCGUCUUUGGUGAGUCGCCUGCCGUUGGCGAUUCGGUUGAGCUUUUCUGCGGUCGGCUGCCUUGUGCGCUGCUUUUCCGUGCAGCUUCAGGUUCGGCCUUAGCUACUCAAGGUUACAUCGCGCCUGUGCCGGCUUCUCUUUUCCUCGACACCCUUAGGGAUUUGGGGUUUUCCGGUUUAGGCCCCGACUUCUUGCCCUUUGACUGCACAGGCUUUGAGCCACGCCCUUUCCACGACGACCCGGAGUGGAUCGGCGAGCUGGCAGAUUGCUUGGAGUUUGUUGAGUUGCUGAGGUACAAGUUCGCUGCACCGGGGCACAUCAAUAUUCUUGAGUGCCGCGCUUACAAGACUUGGAUCAAGUGGUGUGCAAAGCGGCACCGCGGCUGUCGUCUGCUUGGUCUCAUCGACAGCCCUGUUCUCUUGGGGGCUGCGGCCAAAGGCCGCUCUGCCAGUGCGGCUGUCUGUCGCGUCCUCCGAUCCACCUUGCCUUACGUCAUCGGCUCUUCGCUGUACCCUGGGGGGCUCCACGUUUACUCUGCUAAGAAUCGUGCUGACGGCCCUUCUAGAGGCAGCCGCCCUUUGGCUCCUUCUAAAGCUUGGCCUUCCUGGCUCACUUCUCUGGUUUCGGGUGACACGCGCCCUUUUGACUUGGUUUGCGCUGCUGCUGCCGUCCCCCGUCGCCUGGGUCGUUGGGUGCGGUUGUUCCUUCUGCUUGCUGGCGACGUUGAGCGCAAUCCUGGCCCCAGGCACUCGGGCGCUCCCAGAGGCAGCCUCGACCUUGAAGCUGGCUUCGCUGCUUCGACCCGCCACAAGAUGGCUAAGGCUUUGAGCGCUUUCACUACCUGGCUCCUGGCCGAGUUUGGUUUGUCGCUUGGUGCGGUCACUUCGUCCGCUUCAACUGUUGCCCUAGCCUUGCGCGCUUUUGGUCUCCACCUUUACGCCGGCGGGCACCCGCGCUACUUGCUAGUGUAUGCGAUCACUUCAAUCCAGGAUCGUUUUCCAGAGUGGAUCGAAAGUGGCAGCUUGCCGAACUAUGUGAAUGCCGCCCCGUCAUUUCUCAACCUAUCCUCCAAGCUGCCGUCGGCCUUGCGAUCUGUUGGGGUUGGUAUGAUUGGGCCGCCGUCACUGCCGUCGGGUUCCUUUGCGCUCCAUCCUGCUGAGAUGAUCCCACUGGUCCGUCAAGACCUUGUCUUCCCAGCCGACGCCCUUACACGUGACCCGGUUGCUUAUGUGCACAUUCGCAACCCUAAAACGCAGCGGUUUGCAAGGCGCCAGCACUCUCGGCUGGAAGAUCCUUUGGUUCUUGAAUGGCUCCACGCCAUGUACUUCGACCUCCCUCUUCAUGCUCGCCUCUUUCGAGGUUCGAUGCAUGUUUACCGUCGUCAGUGGAACGCUGUAAUGUCGCGCCUCGGCGUCCCGCACCAGCUGGCGCAGCGCGGCGCUACACCUGGUGUCUUGAGAGGUUCAGGGGCCACUUUCCUUUACCUUGAGACGGAGGACUUGCCUCUUGUGGCCUGGAGAGGGCGGUGGAGCAAAACUAAGACAGUAGAGUUCUACUUGCAAGAGGUGGCGGCGCAGCUUCUGUUGCACAGGCUCACGCCUUGGUCUCGAGAGCGCAUACGCACGCUCUCUUCCUUUUCGCGAUGCUUGAUCCAACAAGUCAUCGCGUCUUGUGGCUUGCGCCAAGGAAGUUAG